This is a messenger RNA of Entrophospora candida, 699 nucleotides long. Lineage: Eukaryota; Fungi; Glomeromycota; Glomeromycetes; Entrophosporales; Entrophosporaceae. The record is from the annotation of a GenBank genome assembly.
AUGCAUCCAAGUGCAAAUUGGGAAGAAGCUUUUGAUGUUGAUUGGGAGAAAUAUUCAGAACGAACUGAUAUGUUCAAUGUACAUGGAAAUUGGGAGUGGAUAGAUAGGAAAGUUUAUGUCUACAAAUUGCCUUUAGGACCUCAUGAAACUUGUUCUGGAAUGAUUAAAAGCCAAAUUCGUUUGGCAGAUCCAGAAAGAAUGCUCAUUAGUUUAGAGUCUAUUAUUGAAUAUACAAAAGAAACAAAUGCUGGUGGUACAGGAAAAGAAGCAGAUGGAUCUUAUAUACCAUGGGGAAAACUUAGAGUAAAUUCAAAUGGACAUGAGGGUCCAGAUUCUUAUAAACCAUGGCCCAAUCUUGUGAUAGAAAUUGCCUCUUCAGAAACUGAAAAACAUUUAUUAAAUGCAGUAAAAAAUUAUUGGCUCUGUCCAGGCAGAGCUCAUGAUGCAAUUGUGGUAAAGUUAGUGAAAACUGGUACAAUUAUUUCAAGAAUGAAAGUAUGGCAUUUCUGUACAGACAAUAGAACACCAACAGGGGAAUUAGAGCCUGUUAUGGUAUGUCAUAUUAUUAUUAUUAGUACAAAAUGUCUUUUUCAUGGAAUGCCAUCUGAUUUUUGUAUAUUUGCAUCAAUAUCUAAUCCUCUUAUAAUAGAUUUUUAUGAUGUUUUAUAUGAUAUGGAAGAAGAAUUUAGGAUUUCAUAA